Molecule: messenger RNA, 2877 nt
Organism: Diachasma alloeum
Lineage: Eukaryota; Metazoa; Arthropoda; Insecta; Hymenoptera; Braconidae
Product: 7SK snRNA methylphosphate capping enzyme
Exons: 4
Coding region: 139-2349 (736 amino acids)
Biological process (GO): snRNA modification
Molecular function (GO): RNA methyltransferase activity; snRNA binding; O-methyltransferase activity
Source: RefSeq, a predicted model, not a curated record
GAGUGUGUCGAGGUGGGCGCGCCGAGCAUUGUAUCGAUAUUGCGUAUUAUUGUGCUUAAUGAAUUCAUAAAUUGUGUCAGUUGGCAAGUGAAAGUGAUUGGUGAAGCUCCGAAGGGCUGAAUAAAUCCGAAAAAAAACAUGUCAUCAGCUCAAGUAGAUCGUCCCACGAAAGUGGGUCACGUGAACAAAAAAGAAAAUGAAAAAUCACGCAAGCUCUUUACACAAUCCCACAAGAAGCACAAGCAUGACGAUCCUCGUCACUUCAAAUUUGGUCGUAAACGUCUACAAAGUUUUACCGGCAAUGGUAAAUUCUUCCCCCCCUACAAGAGACGAAAGAAAGAAGGUGCUAUUAUACCACCCACCAAGUUCUUGCUCGGUGGUAACAUAUGUGAUCCCCUGAACCUAAACAGUAUGCAAGACGAAGAGAUAAAUCGUGCGAUGAACGCCGUUACCCCGAAAUCGAGUCCCUUGCCAACGCCGAAACACCGAAAGGAGGCGAUUGAAGUUAUAAUUCCACCGAACAUCUGUGACCCUCUGAACUUGACAAACUGCAAUGACAAUGAUAACGAGGAGUAUGAGAAACAGUUGAUCUCGCCGACUAAAAAAGGUUCAAAGAGACGAAACAGAAAGCGAAAGCGAGCGUCAUCAGGCUCUGGAAAAGAAGACACAAACGAGAGUUUAACUGAACCUAAAACAGAAGAUCCACCUGGACUAGAGGCUGCUGUGGCACCUGCAGAGAUGGUUCCAGAUGAGAAGAUAAAUCCACCGGAGAUCGAGGUGCCAACCGUGGAGCCAUCGAGCCCCACGCCAGCUCCACCUCCUCCGAAAGAGCCGAAAGUUGAAAGUCCAGUUAAGGACAAGAAUAAACUACGACUCAAGGGUCUCGAUGAUCUAAAGGAUAAGCGACUGCGCAAAGUAGACGUCAAAGACAAGAUAGUCAGUCCUGUGAUUCCCCAACCUGGCGCUUGGAAGCCGAGACUUCCCCACAGACUAAAUCAAGAUAAGAAGAAGAAGCAGCCACUUCAGCUACCCAAUUUCAGGCAGAAGGACGCGAGAUAUCAGUAUGGAAAUUACGACAGGUAUUAUGGGUACAGGAAUCCACAUCACGACGUUGAUCCGAGGUUGACUGUCUUUGCGCAGAGGAAGGAGAUGUUCUUUGGAAGGGAUAUUCUCGAUAUUGGCUGCAAUAUUGGACACAUCACGCUGUCGGUUGCCCGGGACUUUGCGGCGCACAGUGUCACGGGCAUUGACAUUGAUCGGAAGUUGAUUGGAAUUGCAAGGAGGAACAUUAAACAUUAUGUUAACUGCGUGAGGUCACCUGCGAGUAAUGAGGAGGCGGCCAAUGAGUCCAGGGACUGCGAUGCCAGUUUCUUUCCCAUGUCCAUGCCCAUCAAUUAUGGACCGAUUGAUGUGCCCGGCUUCAGUAAGAACAGAGAUCAUAAGGGUUUUCCUUACAACGUCACGUUUGUUCAGGGCAACUAUGUAUUGGAGGAUGAUGCUCUAUUGACGUCAGAGCAACCGCAGUUCGACGUAAUCCUUUGUCUGUCAAUAACAAAAUGGAUCCACUUAAAUUUCGGUGAUGCUGGACUGAAACAGGCAUUCAAGCGAAUGCAUGCACAGCUGAGACCCGGUGGUGUGCUUAUACUCGAGUCCCAAAGUUGGCCGAGUUAUGGGAAAAAGAAGACAUUAACUGAGAGAAUCUACAGAAAUUAUCACAGCAUUGCAUUCUUCCCUCAAAAAUUCACUCAAUACCUCCUCUCAGCCGAAGUUGGUUUCACAAAGUGCGAAGUUGUCUCGAUUCCCCCUCACCCAUCCAAGGGUUUUCAGCGUCCAAUUCAGUUAUUCACAAAAGCAGGAACAAGCCCAGCUCCAACGACAACAGUGAGAUUCAUCGGCAGACAGAUUAAAAGGAGAGACACAGAGAGGCGUGCAUUUGAGCGUGACUUAUUUCCACGUGAAUUUCCAAGAUGUGGAAAUUUAUCGGAAUUGAGUCAGCGGAGUGUCGAGUCAUUGAGUCAAUACGAUCAAUUCGAGAACGUCUAUGCCCCCAGUACAACCCCCUGUUACGACACACCGAGUCACAAUAAUGACAGUCAGCCUGCGUUUGAGCCUGAGAAGAUGUGUUACACAGAUGUUGGAAUAAGGCCAAAUGAUCAGGAGGGAAAGGAGGGAUGCAAGAAAAAAAUUAACGAGUCCACAACGAAGAGUGAGGAUCAGAGUGAGGAGGGGGUGAAGAGGAGCUGUCAUUUCUCACAGUCAACUGGGCAAGCAACACCCGGGGAGAGCGAGGAGAGGGGAGAGGGUGAGAUGGACACGAGUAAAUAUGAACUGACAACCGACAACACAUAAAUAAUCGUUGACACUGGGAAACCACUGUUCUGGAAAUAUCGAGGUGCAGGGGUGGGAAGCAAUGAGGAUUUCAUUACUGAGGAUCAUUUUUAGUAAUAAGUUUUCUUUCGGUUUGAGGAGGAGGGAGGGGAACAGCAGCCGCUGGGGAACGUGCAGCUAGUCGAAAUUCAUUUUCCGCAUGUUCUGGGGAUAUAUUCAUGAUCAAUGAUGAGGUUUUCGAGGAAAUUCUGCGUUGAAGGGGUUCGGGGUAACGAGUCGAUUUGGGUCGCAAUGACGAGUAUUUUUCUGAGGAAAAACAUUAUUUUUGCUGAAUAUUUAUUUACUUGAGAGAAGCAUUUAUUUGUUCAAAAUCGUAUUUUUCCAAUUGAGUCAUUCCUAAGCGAGCCUGAUUACGUUUCAAUUAUUGCAAUCAUGUUGCUCUAGAGGAUGACUAUCUUGCACAUGACACUGGAUAAUCAUUCGAUGAACUCCUCCAAUGAUUAUUCAUUUUUCCUAAAUUUCUUAUUCUCUAGAGGAAAUAAUUUUGAU